This is a messenger RNA of Paramecium octaurelia, 625 nucleotides long. The record is from the annotation of a GenBank genome assembly. NCBI's taxonomy places the organism in Eukaryota, Ciliophora, Oligohymenophorea, Peniculida, Parameciidae.
AUGAAUCAGAGAUCAAUCAAUGCAAAUUCAUGCCAGUAUGAAUAAAAUAUUAUGCCUAUUAUUGUUUAUUCGAUUUAUGGGAUAACUUUAAUAAGAAAUGUGUCUUUUUUGAGAAUACUCUAAAAAUAAAAAUUUCAUUAAUAUACUAAGAUAAAAUAGAGGCAAACAUUUUAUUUAUACCCAACAGAAGGAGAAUUUUAUCAGAACUAUCUAUCUGAUUCUAUGAGUAAUUAUGAAAUAACCUGUAAAAUGCAUCCUUAAGUUCCAAAUGUAUAAUUAAAGAAUUAAGUAUUCAGAACAAAAGGGAAUAGUAAAUAUUAAUAUUAUUCUGAUAGAAUUUAUAUCAUUGUCAUCAAAUAACACACAUUUUGGAACUUUGUCAAAUAAUAAUGAGGUAGUUAUAUAUUAGUGGAAGAACUAAAUUAUUCAAUAAGUAGGAUAAUCAGUGCAUAUUGAAUCUUCAUUUAAUUGUUUCAAUAUCAAUUUGUCUAAAGAUUUUUCAAUUUUAAUAGAUUGCUAUUACAACGAUGAAUUUAUUUUAAUUCAACUUAUUGAUUCAUAAUCAAUAAUUGCAUAUUCUAUAUAAUCAUAGUACCUACUUCGACCAAAAUAUAAUCAAUAGUGA